Molecule: messenger RNA, 966 nt
Organism: Arachis stenosperma
Lineage: Eukaryota; Viridiplantae; Streptophyta; Magnoliopsida; Fabales; Fabaceae
Product: BTB/POZ domain-containing protein At1g55760-like
Exons: 4
Coding region: 1-966 (321 amino acids)
Molecular function (GO): protein binding
Source: RefSeq, a predicted model, not a curated record
AUGCAGAAGCAAGGAGCAGCUCCUCGUAUGGCAGAGAUCAUGGAGCAGAAUGGAAAAAGAGGAACAUGCCAAGGAAGAAAGAAACACCAAGGACAACAGAGGAAAUUCUCUGUGAAUUGGAGUAUUUCGACUGCUUCUUGUGUCACGUUGUCUGCGAAAAUAAGGGACAAGAAGGUUCCCAUUGUGUCUUUCGUUAUUCGAAUCAUUGACUCUACCAAAGAUCGCAAGGUCUUGACUAAAUUAGAGGUAAAAGAUAAUUUGCUUAAAAAAGGAGAAAGAUUUGACUGGAGAGUUGGGUUACUUCCAGCGAGAUUCAUUAUUGACCUUGAGUUCCUCGAUUUGAAAGCUUCAUCUCGAAAUGGAAAACAUGUUUGUUCCAUUUGGCCUACCAAAAUCAUGAAUCAUCAGAAACCAAAUUCUGCAGCUCUUGAAUCUGUUGGUCGAAUGCUGACAGAAAAAAUCCAUACUGACGUAACAAUAAAUGCUUCAGAUGGAAGCAUUGGAGCUCACCGCGCAGUUCUUGCUGCUCGAUCACCUGUUUUUCAUGGCAUGUUCAAACACAAUCUAAAAGAGAAAGAUGAUUCCACCAUAAACAUCUCAGACAUGUCAAUAGAAUCUUGUCAAGCAUUCAUAAACUAUCUUUAUGGUAUCAUUGAAGAUGAAGAAUUUUUGAAGCAUAGAUUGGAGCUUCUUCAUGCGGCAAACAAAUAUGACAUUUGUGAUUUGAGAGAUGUAUGCAGUGAGAGCCUUGCAGAGGAUAUGGAUUCAAGCAAUGUUCUUGAGAGGCUUCAUGAUUCAUAUCUGUAUCAAUUGCCAAAGCUGAAGCUUCAUUGCAUGCAAUAUCUUGUCAAGUUUGGAAGGAUAUUUGACAUUAAAGAUGAUUUCGAUGCAUUCUUGCAAACUGUAGAUAAGGAUUUGGUUAUUCAACUCCUUGGUGAAGUUCUUAGUGUCUGGAAAGGAUCUUAA